Verticillium alfalfae VaMs.102 is the source of this 948-nucleotide messenger RNA. RefSeq lists its product as hypothetical. The record is from RefSeq and is a predicted model, not a curated record. Lineage: Eukaryota; Fungi; Ascomycota; Sordariomycetes; Glomerellales; Plectosphaerellaceae. The transcript has 3 exons. Bases 1 to 948 code for a protein of 315 amino acids.
AUGGUGCAGUCUCUUGGGCAGACGUCGGAGUCAUCAUGUUGUUCAUUUCGAGCACCAAUACGAGGCCGAUUGUUGCACAACCAGACACGAGAAGGCCAUGCCCGUAUCAGUUGGGUAGCACGGCCAAAUGUCGUCUCCAUGAUGCAGCUCACGGAUGAUCACGGACGAAUAGCCAGCUGUGAAGCACAGGCGCUCCACACUUGCGCAGGUCAGGGCACUGUCAGGCUGAACUGCCGUGAAGUGACCCACCGCGACAGCAGCCUUGCUACGGGCGGCGUGACCGGGUCAGGGUCAGCUCCCGUGUCCGCCGCUCUCGUGGUGGUGCUCCCGAGAGCAGCCUCCUCCCCGUCCCGCAGCUUCCACACGACGCCCGCGGCCCUCAAGAAGUCCAAAGCCAAGAAGAUGGUCGAGCAGCAAGAGAACAACCCCUCCUCAUCACCAUCGUCAUCCUCGUCCUCCCGCAACUCGGCCUCGACGUCGACCUCCGACCACGACGACGACGCCGACGCCGCGAGGAACCCCAAACCCGACGCCGCCGACCCCCUCAACACGGACGACCUCACAUCCCGCUGGGCGGCCCUCGACACGCACUUCCGCGACGCCCUCCGCCGCCUCGCUACGGGCGGCCGCUUUCAACCCCGACUCGAUCGGCGCCCUGCCCGUGGCCCCCGACCCCAAAGUCCCCCGAGCGCUUCCCGCUGCGCGAAGUUCGCCCAGGCGAGCCCCGACUUUAACCAGCAGCCCCAGCCGAGCCCGGACAACGACCUCGAGCUGCUGCUCAAGGUCGAGCCCGAGCGCAAGGAGGAUCUCGUCGUCAAGGCCAAGGCGCUGACCCCUCGCCUGGCGCGAGAGGGUACGCCAUGCGAGCGACCGCAGGAAGAAGGUCGUCGCCAAGUGGGCCAUGCAGAAGGAGAUUGGGCCCGACCUGCGCAAGAGGGUCGAUGCUGA